GGCAUAUUCGUCAUCGUCCCUUAACUCAAACCCUACCAGCAGCCCCUCUGCCUCUCACGGACUCGCUCUCCCUCGGGGCAGAGGAGAUGUCGCAUUUUGGGAAAUCAGGACCUCCAGACAUCAGAGACACUUACUCACUCCUCGUCCUUAAUAUCACUUUCCGCACCACCGCGGAUGACCUCUUUCCUCUCUUCGACAAGUACGGGAAGGUCGUCGACGUCUUCAUUCCCCGGGACCGAAGGACUGGUGACUCGAGAGGUUUUGCUUUCGUUCGGUACAAGUAUGCGGACGAGGCUCAAAAGGCUGUGGACAAGCUUGAUGGGAGAGUUGUGGAUGGAAGAGAAAUUAUGGUUCAAUUCGCCAAGUACGGUCCAAAUGCCGAGCGAAUGCCAUUUGUUUAUUUGAGUCCUUGCUGCUUAAUUUUUUUCAGUCAUAAAGGGAGGAUAGUUGAGACAUCUUCAAAAGCAGCAGGCCGGUCAGGAAGCCGCAGUCCUCGUCCAAGGUAUAGGGAUGAAUAUAGGGACAGGGACAAAGAUUAUAGGAAGAGAAGCCUUAGUAGAAGCAGGGAUAGAUAUGAUCGUGACAGAUACAGUGAGAGGGAAAGAGAUCAUCGCUGCCGAAGCAUGAGCCGCAGCUCUAGUCCUGAUCAUCGAAGGCAUUCUGGGAGAGGCAGAUAUAAUGAAGAGAGACGCAGUCGAAGCCGAUCUUAUGGAAGUGCCUCCCCUAGUCGGCAUAAUCCUGAUUCUAAGAGGGCCCCUUUUCAACAUAAGACUCAGAGAGAUGAAAGUCCUGUUGGACACAACCCUAAAGAACACUCCCCUGCUCUGAAAACUGUGUCACCACAUGGUCGGCGCUCUGUUUCUCCAAGUCCAUCUCUGCAGAGAACCAAUGGUCAUGAAGCAUGAAGCAGCAUACAAUGUGAUUGAAAUUUCUUUUGCUUGAUGGGUUGUGUGUGUUUGCUUCCACAAGGAAGAACACAUAUUUGCAAUGUGUUUUUCAUUAGUGUAAUGCUCAAUGCAUGAUUUGAUGGUAAUUUAUGCUCAACUGACAUAUCAUGUAGAAGAAAAGUUUGAAGCUAGACACACUUUAUUGAAACUAGUGCCUUGUUUAAUAGCUUUGACAUAA
Mangifera indica (mango) is the source of this 1125-nucleotide messenger RNA. Its product is annotated as serine/arginine-rich splicing factor SC35-like. Lineage: Eukaryota; Viridiplantae; Streptophyta; Magnoliopsida; Sapindales; Anacardiaceae. Gene Ontology annotation, molecular function: RNA binding. The record is from RefSeq and is a predicted model, not a curated record. The coding region runs from base 87 to 905 and encodes 272 amino acids. The transcript has 8 exons.